UUUGUGGCAUUUAGAGUUUUCUCAUUCCACUUGAGAACCCAUCGCCACCUCCCCUCCAGCCAUCUCUUUCCAUUUUUCUGGCGUCCUCCAACUUUGGGGCCAGGGGGGCGCUAGUGGUGCGGGGCUGCACCUGCUGGGGCGUGCAGAUGCUGUGGGCUAGCUCGCUCUCCCCGGACAGUGGUGUGGAUGCACGGGAGUUUGGGCGCUGGGCAAGUGAGUGUGAUGCACCGAAGUCUAGAAAGGAGCCCAGGAUGAGCGGCAGGUUGGGUCGGAACUGAACCCCUAAAAGCGGGUCCGCCUCCCGCCCUCGCGCCCGCCGGGAGCUGAGUCGCUGUCGGCGGUGGGCGGCAGAGCAACGGGGAGUCUGCUCUCACCCUGGAUGGAGCUGAACUUUGAGUGGCCAGAGGAGCGCAGUCGCCCGGGGAUCGCUGCACGCUGAGCUCUCUCAGCGAGACCAGGCGGCGGCUUUGGAUUUUGGGGGGGCGGGGACCAGCUGCGCGGCGGCACCAUGUUCCUGGCCACUCUGUACUUCGCGCUGCCACUCUUGGAUUUGCUGAUGUCGGCCGAGGUGAGUGGUGGGGACCGCCUGGACUGUGUGAAAGCCAGUGAUCAGUGCCUGAAGGAACAGAGCUGCAGCACCAAGUACCGCACUCUAAGGCAGUGUGUGGCGGGCAAAGAAACCAACUUCAGCCUGACAUCCGGCCUUGAGGCCAAGGAUGAGUGCCGCAGCGCCAUGGAGGCCUUGAAGCAGAAGUCUCUCUACAACUGCCGCUGCAAGCGGGGCAUGAAGAAGGAGAAGAAUUGUCUGCGUAUCUACUGGAGCAUGUACCAGAGCCUGCAGGGAAAUGACCUACUGGAAGAUUCCCCGUACGAGCCGGUUAACAGCAGGUUGUCAGAUAUAUUCCGGGCAGUCCCGUUCAUAUCAGUGGAACACAUUUCCAAAGGGAACAACUGCCUCGAUGCGGCCAAGGCCUGCAACCUGGAUGACACCUGCAAGAAGUACAGGUCCGCCUACAUCACCCCCUGUACCACCAGCAUGUCCAACGAAGUCUGCAACCGCCGCAAGUGCCACAAGGCCCUCAGGCAGUUCUUCGACAAAGUUCCAGCCAAGCAUAGCUACGGGAUGCUCUUCUGCUCCUGCCGGGACAUCGCCUGCACCGAGCGGAGGCGACAAACUAUCGUUCCGGUGUGCUCCUAUGAAGAACGGGAGAGGCCUAACUGCCUGAAUCUGCAAGACUCCUGCAAGACAAAUUACAUCUGCAGAUCUCGCCUUGCAGAUUUUUUUACCAACUGCCAGCCAGAGUCAAGGUCUGUCAGCAGCUGUCUUAAGGAGAACUACGCAGACUGCCUCCUUGCCUACUCGGGACUGAUUGGCACAGUCAUGACUCCCAACUACAUAGACUCCAGCAGCCUCAGUGUGGCACCGUGGUGUGACUGCAGCAACAGUGGCAAUGACCUGGAAGACUGCCUGAAAUUUCUGAAUUUUUUUAAGGACAAUACGUGUCUCAAAAAUGCAAUUCAAGCCUUUGGCAAUGGCUCAGAUGUGACCAUGUGGCAGCCAGCACCCCCAAUCCAGACCACUACUGCCACCACUACCACUGCCUUCCGGGUCAAGAACAAGCCUCUAGGGCCAGCAGGGUCUGAGAAUGAGAUCCCCACACACGUUUUACCACCUUGUGCAAAUUUGCAGGCACAGAAGCUGAAAUCCAAUGUGUCGGGCAGCACACAUCUCUGUCUUUCUGAUAAUGAUUACGGAAAGGAUGGUCUCGCUGGUGCUUCCAGCCACAUAACCACAAAAUCAAUGGCUGCCCCUCCCAGCUGUGGUCUGAGCUCACUGCCUGCGAUGGUGCUCACUGCUCUGGCUGCCCUGUUAUCUGUAUUGUUGGCAGAAACAUCAUAGCUGCAUCCAGAAAAACAGUAUGAAAAGACAAAAGAAAAUCAAGUAUUCUAUCCCUGUCCUCUUGUAUAUCUGAAAAUCCAGUUUUAAAAGCUCGGUUGAGAAGCAGUUUCACCCAGCUGGAACUCUUUUGUUAUUUUUAAGAAAGCUUCUUGUGGCCCUCAUGGGCUUCUGUUGAAGAACUGCUACAGGGCUAAUCCCAAACUCAGAAAGCUCUGGGGCAUGGUGUGGUUUAAGGGGACCAUUUGUAACCUGUACUGUAAAGCAAGCUGAGCUUAUGUUUUUGGUGGUGGUGGUGGUGGUGAUGGUGGUGGUGGUGGUGGUGGUGAAGAAGAUCAUGACGAUGAAGAUGAUAGUUUGAAAAGCUUGAACCCUGUUCUCUCUGCUGGCUAGGAGCAGGAGACGCUAUUGAUAAAGAUUCUUCCAUAUCUUAUUUAAUAGCGUUGAAUUCUAAAGACAUGACUGCAGCCUAGUGUGUAUGGAUGGCAAGUGGAGGUUGGCCUCAAGAGUGGACUUUGCAGACUCCAUCUUUUACUAAUGUUCACCUAUCUAUGUAUGCUCUCCACAGAGUGUUUAUGUAAUCCCAAACAAAGCAAAGCAAAUCCCUGGUCACAUCCAAAUGUAGAACCUGUCAUUUAGCCCAGGAGAGGAGGGUGGGUUUGGCUCUUGCACAGAACCCGAAUUGUUCACUGCACUCUCCUGACCUUCGCUUGAGUGAGAAGCUGAACAACUCUUACCGCUUCUUACACUUAUGAGGUCACAUGUAGAACAAGUGUUACCAACUAUUAGCUCUACAACUUUUAGCUUUCUGUGUUUUGAAAGCAGCAGUGCUGAUCCCAUGUUUUAAUGAUGGUUUAAUACACACAGCCCUUUCCCCUCAUCAGUAACACUAGCUCGCUCCAGCAUCAACUUCAUAGAUACAGCUCUCAAAAGCAGGCCCCAAGAAGCCCAGUGCUUUAGCAGAAAGCCGCAUCACGUGUCUGUGGACAGGCAGGAGGAAAUAGAGCAGCUAGCCCAUGUCUUACUGUCUUGAAAUCAAGACUGCCUGUAAGUAAGGAAUGACUAGAUACUUGUAAAGGGUACCAUGGUGGACAGUGCUACUGGCAGUUGAUAGAGGCUCAGUACAUUGGUUUUCAUGUUGUCUGGCAGAAAUGGCUUUGAUUGAGACUAGCUGGCCACAAGGGAUGGGAUGGAGAUGUGCUGCCCUCUCUUUCAAAGUUGAGCCCUGCCAGGGCACAUGGAAUCAUCUCUGCUCCUGACAACAAAUUAGAACAGUCUGGAUUCAAGGUCAUUAAACAUCUCCUGUUUAUUGCUCUGUGACCUUCACUACAUACAGACUGUCCCACACAAAAGGAAUGGUAGGUUAUGGAUCUAGAAGGCUAGCAUGGGAUCUGGAAAGGUGAACUGAUUAGGCAUAAAUACACAGAACAGAAGGGGACACUUGAGAAGAGACAUCUGGCUUAUUAGCCACAUACCAUCUCCUGGAGCCCUCCUCCUUGCUGGGGCACACCCUUAAGCGUUUAUCUAAAGACUGCUUUACAUGGUCAGGUUCAGAAUCUGUUAAUGGCUGCAUAUUGGCAUAUUUCCUGCAAAGUGAGUAAAGGAGAGGACAAUCGUCCCUCCAUUGAGCCCUGGAAGUGUGAUCGGGCUUCUCACCCUCCCACAGAGCAGGGAACCCUGGUGCACACAGUCUUCUGAUACCUGCACUGCUCUCUGAGGUUUGCCUUGGGAGAAUAACCUGGGGAGGGACUCCUUUGGUGUUUGAAGUGCAUUUAUAUUGAAAUGUUAAUGAAUAACAAUGUAAAAUACUUAGUACCAACCUUUCUUUCCCCCUUUACAAUGUUUUUGAGGGGAAUGCAUCCAACGUGUACCUGAUCAGUGGGAAGUUCCAAGAAGAGUCAUACAUUGAAUAAACAUAUUCGAUGUGUCCAAACAGAAUGCCAGUCAUGAAUGGGAACAUAUCUCUUAUUGAUCAUAUUUUCGUUUUAAUUAAGGUAUACACAUAUAUCUCCACUGGACUAAUUGCAUAAGGGCCUGUCUGACCAUGAGGCUAUAGAUUACCCCUGCCAUGUACUGCUGCCCGCUGUUAGUUAGCUUCACAGAGCACCAGAGAGGAAACAGGAGCCCAGUGAUAAGGGCAGCCUUCAGCAAGAACUCAUAGAUAGGCAACAUACAAAUUAAACUUUGGAAAGCUGUAUCGCCAGUAAAAAAAAAAAAGAAAUCGCAUUUUCUUUCAGAGAUAGAAGUGUCUGAGAGUUACCUAAUCCUUGAUUUGAAAACAAGUUGCUGAUGAAAUAAAACAGUGGGAAGGGUCCCCUUUAGGGACAACAUUUAAGGACGGCUACAAAACCAAGGCAAGCAUGUAGGCCUUCCAUUUUCUGUGGCCUUAGGUUGAGGCUGUGCGACCCACAAAGCACUUGUCUCAAGACUAGAACAGGGAAACAAUGGCGGAUCUUUUAUGCAAUCAACUUCCUCUUGGAGCCCCGCCCAUGAGCGGAAGUGACUCCAUACUUCCUGCUCCUCUGCUUUCGCUGGUUAGAAACACGGGUUUUGUCUGCUGAGGUUGGGUUCCUUACAGAAAGCCCUUUGCGAAGUUGAUUUUGCAUGGACAGUUGCAGUUGCGACCACACAGUGGCUUCGAAUCCAGCCUACGUCGGGGAGAGAAAAAGAAAAAGGUGACGGAGCCACACUGAGCAGAAGCACUUUCAUUCUCUUUGACCUUGAGUGCCCUUGAGCAGAUGGUGUUUGAGAGUCUUUUUUAAAGAGAGCACAUGAGAGGAGAAGUGCACAACAGAGAGGGAAUUCGGAAUGCUGGCUGUUUAUUUUUCCACAUCAGAUUUUGUUUUUCAAACCUCAAAAAUAGUAGACAUUGAAGAUGGCAUAGGUUGUUUUUCAACAAGUAAAGCAAAUUGUGUCUAGAUGUAAUUGGAGGGUAGUUUUCAUGUUAUUUUUAAGGCAAUUCCAUAUCUUGUAGCUAAAGAGAAAUGUCUUAGUUACAACUUCAAGUUCAUCCCAACACAGCACAAGGACCCUCCAGAGCCCUGAGUAUAAUGUGUGUGUUGUACAGGGAUGUCUUUGCCUGUACACCAAGGCUUGGUCAUUCUCAGCUGCACCACAUUUCCCAUGAGCCUCCUUGUCUCUAGAUCAGAUGCCCCCAAAUACUCUAUCUGUUGAGUUGGAGAAAUGAGAAAGGGUGGAAGCAUGUUUGAAUCAGUGAGUAUAGAAAAAGAUGUAAAAGCAGCGUGUGGGGGUAUAUAUAAUUAGCAAAUUAUUUCCUUGGGUUCCAACAUAAACGCACUUCAGUUAUUACUUACAAAAUAGUGGACUCGAAGGACCUAUCAUUUGGAAUGUUAGCUUUUAUUCCUAUAGUCAGACACGCACGGCUUAUUUGAAUCAAAGUGUGGCACAGAGAGGGGUUUGCUUAAAUCAGCUCAUGUUCUGCCUUCUGGAUGCUGCUCUUGGUCUCCAAGAUCCACGCCCCUGCUCUCUGUUGCCCUGGCUGUGCUUUUUGCCUAAGCAAAUGAGACCAUGAGAGACCCAUCUUUGUAGGAAAGACCAUAGACAGUGGCAACAGAUGGAAAUGAAUUGCCGUCGUCUGGACACCAUGACAUCAGGAGGCCCAGCUGCCCUGAGCUCACAGGGCUUGGAGAAACAAAGCAAAAUCAAGGUGCAAUAAGGAGUCACAGUGGGUCCCUCCCUCUGCUGAUGUUUCUUACUGAUAGGGACAUUCUUCUAAAAAUAAAAAAUAAAAAAUAAGCAAGUGUCCUGAAAUAGCAAUAGCAGGAGGUCCUCUACAGAGAGGGCACUAGAAUUAGUGUCUGGGCAAUGACUAAUGUAUGGCUUUUCUUUUAGAAACUAAAGUUAAAAAAAAAAAAGCCAGGGGAUAUGUCUGGACAACCCUAGAAGCUGUAUUUCUUCUCUCUUAUCCUGAGCAAGGAAUCUCACGUCUCUAUCUGACAGGUCUUGAUCUUGACAUGGCUUUUCUUAUUGAGCGAGUUUAAGUCUGUUGUCUGGGAUUCUUCAUGAAGAACUGUUACCUCAGAAUUUCUAAUAGUCUUACUGCAGAGGCCUUACUCCCAUGGGGUUGCAACUGCCUGUGCCCUGGCACGUACCCUGCAGGAUGUUGAUUUCCCAAGGAGAGAUGUCUUAAGAUGCGGUUGGUUCUGUUAAUCUUCCUGUUGCAUUCCGAGGCCUCCGUGGCUCCCUUUUCUGUUAUUGCCAAUGAACAUCACAGAGCCCCCUCCCAUCUAUUCGUCACCUGUCAGUCUAAGCUCAGUGCUGCCAAAAUCCACCCACAUUCUAUCAGAUGCUCAUUUUGUGGAAGAAGACAUGUCUUGGGGCAGGUGAUGAAAGCCUCAAGUCAGACAUGCACUCCCUGCCCCUCUUUUGAGAUCCUUCUUUUUCACUUUGGUACCCUGCCUCCUAUACCCUCGUGGGGAUCCCUUUGAUAUCUCUGGGACUCUCUUGUAGUCCAUACUUUUUCCCAGAGGCAGCUCAGCAUGGCUGAUCAUCUAGAUAUGCCACCUGCAUUUCUGAAGGGUACUGAGACCCAGCCCAGAGCGGUGGGGAAGGCAUAUGAACCCAGUUCCAAUAAACUGCCUGCAGAGCACAGCAGCCCGCUGAUAGUCAUCGAGGUCCCAGAAGACCCCGGGGUCUGUCUCCAAGCUCAUUUGACCAACGCAGCUGUGAUUUCGGCUGUCUGCCUCUGGCAGGUGCUGGGAUCAGCAGCUUGUCCCAUUGCCAUGAGAAGGAGUUCACUUUUACUCAAGGGCAGCUGCCAAGCUCAGCACCAGCAUCAAUAGAAGGGAUUCUCUGGGUUUUCUCGCUUCACCGGCUGGAACUUUCUUAUCCAUCCCCACUUUCAUGUUACAAAAGAUAUCAGGAGCCUGGCCAGAGACUGACAGUUUCCCUCUGAACACUGCCUUCCUUUGUAGGUACAGCCCAUAGUAGGUACUUUAAAAAUGCCAGUUGCCUGAAAAAAUCACACUAAAGGGCUUCAUUAUGCCCCAUGGCUGCAAGAGCUGUCCAGCCACAUUGCUGUGCUGGCCUUGAAUGACAUUUUCAGUAGACUAUUAUGAUUUUGAGAGUGCCCUGGGUUUAAGAAGGUGAUCAGAAACCUGUGUCUCCUGCCAAGAACUGAGAUAUAAACACCUAUUCCCAGAAGAGCUGAGUGUCCCAGCUAGUCUCAACAGACUGACAUCUGCCAGACCAGUGAGCUUACAGAGAUUUUAAUCUCCAUUAAAUCUUUUCGAUUGGUGAAAUCCUUCAAUUUGAUGCCUUUAUAAUACGUAGCCUAUGGACAUGGUCUCCAAGAAACAUGUCUCAGUCCCUGUCUGGACACAGCAAUGAUCCUCAAAUGGCCUUGAGUUUGGCUGUACAGGUGUGCCAGUAGGGAGGUCACAGUGCUCUGAGCCAAUUUAGGUGCUAUGGAAGAAGGGACUCUAGAGCUCCUUUGGCUGAGCACAGCAAAAAGCAGGACUCCUUUUAAAAUAAUAUUAGUUAGCAUACAAAAUAAUGGGUCUCAUGAUUAUGUCAUCACAGCUAAUGGGUCUCAUGAUUACAUCAUCAUAGCUCAUGGGUCUCAUGGUUACAUCACACACACACACACACACACACACACACACACACACACACAAUCAUCACAUUCAUGCAUUUUUUCUGACCACUUUUCCUCUGCUGUCACUCCUGAUCUCACAGACAAUCUUUAUCAGGGCCAAUAUAAAUAGCAAAUCUCUGACUGUGUACAAGGAGUACUAAUGUCCACCACAUGUAACACAGGCCCCAGGGUUCAAGUGAAUUGGGAGGAAGAAUAGGAAACUUAAUGGAUGCCCUACUAUAGGAAACCCAGAUGGUUUUGCUUUGUUGGGUUUUUUGUUUGCUUGUUUGUUUGUUUUUUACAGUAGUAAAAAAUGGUCACCAGGAACUAGAACAGUAUGGUGAUUGUUGCAAGGACAAAUAAAGGCUACCUCUCUCCCAUCUCCUUCUCACUUAGGAAGGGCUGUUUGGUGUGUGCCCCAGCAUCAGCAUCAUCUUCCUAGCAUGAGAAGUGUGUUUGGUCUGAGUUUGGGUUUUAUUUGGGUUUUUACUGUUCAGGUGUAACUAAUAACAUUUCUGAGGGAGAGGGGGGAAAGGAGGGAAGAGAGGGAGAGAGAGACUGUAGAAGCUACUUACAAACACCCUGCUCUCUCUGGCUGCAGUCUUCCUGCAGUCCAACUCUUCUGCUGUGAUUUUCUGGAUUCAGAAAGAGCUGAUGUCCUCAGAGAGUUGAAAAUCCAGAGCCUUGCAGCUUUCCUAAUUAUCUGUCUUCUCUCUCUUCUCCGUCCCCAGGGGACGCGAAACACUGCUCAUCACACAGACUGCUUGAAAGAGUUUCCUGUCUUGUGCACAUUAUCCCUUGAUAUUGAAAUUAUUUUCUCUGUUUAAUCCGGGCUCCCGCUGAGAAGCUGUGUGGGAUUUAGGGUGCAGGGUUUUCUCUUGUAUUUUCCAGUGGGGUUGCAUCUUUUCCUCCUGACCUGAGGGUAAGUCUCAGCUACUGCUGCUCUGUUUCAUGCAGAAGAGAGCUUCUCAUUCAGGGAAUAUUUUCAGAAUUCUGACCUAAUCGAGGGUUCCGACACCAGUCUCCUCAGAGCCAGGGUGAGAAGAAUGGGCUUGGUUAAGGAGUCUCAGGUUAGGAGAGGGUCAUGUUUCUUGGGAAUCCAUUAACUUCGGUUUCCAGGGUUUUCCACACAGAGGAAGAGGCGCUUGCCUUGCUGAGCGUCAGAUCUCCAGAAGACAGCUGGACAUCUCCCCAGGUUGCCCACACUUCUUCACACUGCUGUUUGGACCUCGCUUCAUGCUUCAGAGGACCACCUAAGAGAAGGACACAGCUUUCCAUUGGAACUCUGACAGAGGUUCUGUGAUGUUUGAAUUUUCUGUCUGCCUCUUGCUCAACCCAACAGUGUAUGUAGUCCCUCUGGCCCCCUCCACCCCAGAAUAUCCUAAUAAACAUUCUUUUCUUUUAU
Messenger RNA from Apodemus sylvaticus (European woodmouse), 8898 nucleotides. It is a transcript of the gene Gfra1, whose product is annotated as GDNF family receptor alpha 1. The transcript has 10 exons. The record is from RefSeq and is a predicted model, not a curated record. Lineage: Eukaryota; Metazoa; Chordata; Mammalia; Rodentia; Muridae. Bases 509 to 1900 code for a protein of 463 amino acids. Gene Ontology annotation, biological process: nervous system development. Gene Ontology annotation, molecular function: signaling receptor activity. Gene Ontology annotation, cellular component: signaling receptor complex; external side of plasma membrane.